CGAAUGGAAGGGCGGAGAAAGAAGAAGGGAGUCAUCGUGAGUGUUGGUUUGGUUUUAAGAAAAACGUAAUAAACUUAAAUGUCAGAAUCCCAGAUAUGUCUUAAAUUCAUUGCAAUGGCACGAUGACACGUGCUGAGGUGUAUUCGUCAUGUUUUUUUGCUGCUUUCACAUCGAAUCAAUCAUGUCAAAUUUGGGAAAAUAUGGAAAUAAAGUCCAAGUCGACUACAAAGCUCGCCUCGAACACAAAUUGUAUCUGGCUCGAGAAAAUCCAGAGCCGGUAUUUGAUAUAUCGGAAUGUGCGCUGAAGAAUGUUCCGUCUGGUAUAUAUUCUCUGUGUAAAGUAUUUAGGAAAAAAGUUCUAUGGAUGCAAUGCAACAAGUUAAGUUCGCUGUCAGGAGGUGGUGCCUUAAGCGAUCUAUCCCUUCUCACAGUAUUGGAUCUACACGACAAUUGCUUUACUUUUUUACCAAGCGAUAUAGCUUACCUUACAUCGCUCAAGGAACUGUAUCUACAAAAUAAUACGAUCAGGAAGUUACCAAUUGAAAUACUCAAUCUAACAAAUUUAUCAGUUCUGAAUGUCGCUCAAAAUAACUUGAAAUAUUUACCGGAACCAAUGGGAGAGCUACGCCGGCUCACCGUGCUUGACAUAAGCCAUAACAAACACCUCGAUAAGCUACCAAAAUCACUAGGUUACUCACAGUUGUUAUCAGAGAUAAAAAUUGAAGGACUGAAACUUUCUUACCCACCACAGGACGUAAUAUCUGGUGGCGUUGUUGUGAUAGUUGCGUUUCUGGCUAAGGAAUCUGGAGUUGAAUACACCCCGGAAAAUUGUAUCCAAACAACGAACACCAGUCGAAAUUCAAGCUCUGAAAAUAGACAAAUGAGCUAUCAGAAUGUAGACAAUGAUAUUCAGGCGACGUUAAUGAAGUUAGAAAAAAACAAGGCAUGUUUUUACGUUGAACACCGACAACACGCGCUUUUAGAAGUGGAGAAAAAUAUUCGCGAGCAACAAAAAUAUGAGCACGAAUUGCAGUCCUCAAUAAAAGCUCACAGAGAAAAGCUACUGGAGGAUUUGGCGUUGCAACAAACACAGUUGGAGCAAGAAAUCGAAAAGGUUCAACAGGAAAGAGACAAUGAUCGGGCACGCUUGCUAUCUUAUAUCUAUAAUGCUGAAAAAGAAGCUGACAAUGUGAUCAAGGAAUUCCUGCAUCAUAGCGAAGAAGAGAGACAGAGCCAGGCAGAACUUUUGGAGAAAGAAAAACUCGAGGAAGUUCAAUUACUGGCGGCAAGUCAUUCGGCACAAUUCAAUUUGCGUACAAAAGACACCCUCAGUGCUAUGGAAGAGUUGCUGGGACAGGAACUUCUAACUGAACAAAAACUUGAAGAGUAUACCAAAUUCCGUGAUUAUACCGCCCAAUCUUUACUGGGCUUAGAAGUAAGAAACAAUGAUCACUUAACGCAGAUAGUACAAGAUCAAGAAAGAACAAGGCAAGAUUUAGUAAUCAGUCUGCGUAAAGAUGAAGCACUACAAAAGGCUGCUGUCACUGCGUUACUUGAACGCAGUGAUACACGCUCCUGGAGUAUCGUGCAACAAGUUAAUCUUGUUCAAGCGCAGCUUGCGAAUCUCACCGCCAUUGAGUUGGAAAAACGAAAAUUAGAAACAAACCAGCAGAUCAAUGAUAUCGCUGACAAAAGGGUGACCUUGAGUAUCAUUCUUAUGGACUUGUUACAGCAGCAGGAAAAUCGGAGACAACAGCUAAUAGAAACCAUUAAUCAAAUUGCGCAACAGCAACAUACAGAUAGUUCAAGAAGAGGCAGCCAAUUCUGGCUAAUGCAAUACCAAUCACUCAUGGAAACCAGGCCUCAAGGCUUACUGGAGACACUGGAGCCAAUGUUAGUCAGACAUUUAGCUAUUGCAGGAGUGAUGCAUUGUCUCCCAUUUUUGAGUACAAUACAGUCACUUUUGCCACAUAUUACUCAUGAGGAUUUAAUAGAGGUUGGAAUCAAGAGCGCAAAUGAUCGAACAGCAAUCAUAUUAGCUACAGAAAAUUAUCUAGCAGAGAAAAAGCUGCAUGCUAGCGAGCAUUUGCACGAGAUACCAUCUGUCGUACCGUCUGCUCCAGAAGACAAAGUUGGCACAAGUUCUAAGAUGGAUAAAAACGAAGAUUCACAGGGCAUAAAUUCCACGGAAUGUGUUAUCUGCCUCGACAUGGCUUGUCAAGUUAUUUUCCUUCCCUGUGGACACAUGUGCUGUUGCACAGAAUGUGCGAAUAAAGUAGCAACGGAGUGUCCAAUGUGUCGCAGUGUUGUUGAGCGUAGAAUACGAGUUUUAACAACAUGAUCACAGCGAUAUGUUCUACAAAACUCGCACAACAUUUGAAGAAUGUUUUAAUUAGUCAGACGAUUUGGUGAACUGCAAAGUGUGAAAGAAAACAACGCCAUACCCCUGUUUUGUAUUAUGAAGACAUAAAAGUUGGUUUGUAAAAAUAUUCUAUCUUUUAUUUUAAAAUAUCUAUUGUGUUAUGGUUGAUGCAAGUAGAUCCUUGGAUAAAAUUUGCAUACUUGCAUCACUAUACAGACUAGACUUAAUGUGCGAAGCUCAAGAGAACAUGAUGUUUCCAUAAGAAAAUCAUUGCAUAUUUAUCCAGUAUUUAAAAAUAGUGUGAACAUCUCAGAAAGCCAAUGAUAAAAAUGCUUGGAUAAUGUCUUGUUAUUUCUACAGAUUUCUUUCUUUCUUUGUGUACUGAAAUAGAGACAGAAUUGAAUGUGCAAGACAAACAAUUUUUAUUAUAAAAUAUUUUUCAUGGUGAUGUAUAUUUCAUUCUCAAGUUAAGUAUCAAAAUAUUGGACAAGUUUCAACCAAAAUCUAUGAUUCAAGUUGAUGAGCACUUAUCGAAAAUGCAAAUCAUAAAUAUCUAUGUAUAAUAUUUAUAUACAUUUGAUAUAGAAUUUUUAAUGUUUAUUUGCUUAUAAAUUUUUCUAUCAAAAUUACAUUUCUCAAAGAACGAUAUUAAAGAAUUUAAAUGUCCUUAAAAGUUUCUAAACUACUGUUAAAAUAUGAAUAGUAAAGCCAAGUAUGAUUACAAUUACUAAUGCAGGAUAUGAAAAUGAUCCGAAAUUAUUCUAAACUACGAGUAAUGGUAAAUUUUUGCUAAAUAACAUUUAAGUGGUACUACUCGUUAAGAAUGCCUAACUAUUGGAAGGCGGCGCUAUAUAUAUACAUCGCAGUUAAUUCAGAUGAAAAAUUCUUUGAUUACUAGAAAUAAUUAGAAUUCGUUCAAUUUUAAUAAACAGCGCUGAUCAAGAAAUAGUAGCUUGAGUAGUCAAUAAUUUUAUGCUAGUCUUUCUUUGCAUGUUUUGUAAACAUAAAGUGCCAUAUAUACACAUACAAUUAAUUCUUACAUAUAAGAUAUUAUUGCGAUGUGUUUACCUAUGUAAAGUAAGUAAACGGAACUGAGAUAUAAGCUAGGCAUAAGAUAUAACUUUAUAACAUAGUGAAGGAGAAGACACAAAGUAAACCAAUAUUACAGAACGAAAUAUGGAUUCGAUAGGCAUGUCUCUAAUUGAUUAGACUCACUACUAUUGGUAAACAGAAUACUAAACACUGUUCGUAGUGAAAUGAAAAAUUCCAUUAAUUUAGCAUAGAAUGAUCGAAUUGUAGUCAUUUCCUAUACCGCACAUUCUGCACUUGAUUUAAAAAUCCACAUAGAAAGAACAUUGCUAAUCUUUCUUAUUCUCAUACGGAGUUUUAGAACAAGCGGAGUAAAUGUUUUUUAACCCUAUAGUCUAUACCUACCAUUACUGUAAGCUUGCAAGAUUGUUCAAUUAUUGAUCUAAUGAUAUUGAAUGAAAAAAAAGAAAACUACAUGUAUAUGUAUAUAUAUAUUACUAUGUAUAUUAUUAUGUACCCAUUGAGAUACACACUUU
Messenger RNA from Neodiprion virginianus, 3927 nucleotides. RefSeq names its product E3 ubiquitin-protein ligase LRSAM1-like. The record is from RefSeq and is a predicted model, not a curated record. Gene Ontology annotation, molecular function: ubiquitin protein ligase activity; protein binding. Bases 149 to 2341 code for a protein of 730 amino acids. Gene Ontology annotation, biological process: protein ubiquitination. The transcript is spliced from 13 exons. NCBI's taxonomy places the organism in Eukaryota, Metazoa, Arthropoda, Insecta, Hymenoptera, Diprionidae. Gene Ontology annotation, cellular component: cytoplasm.